This is a messenger RNA of Symbiodinium sp. CCMP2456, 1614 nucleotides long. The record is from the annotation of a GenBank genome assembly. NCBI's taxonomy places the organism in Eukaryota, Dinophyceae, Suessiales, Symbiodiniaceae.
AUGCCAUGCAAUAUCAAUGCGAUGCCUCGUGCCCAAACGCGGCCAGGGAUUGGGAUUGCCGCGUGUUUGAUUGCCAUACCAAGUCUUCAGUGUGGUGCGCCGCUGUUUGCGCGGCCUUGGUCGCGGGCUGUUCGAAGUUCGCAACUUUCCAAAUCUUGCCAAGCGGCAGCAUUGGGAUUUGAUCCGGACCCGAACGAAUUGAAGAAGCUUGACAGGGCCUUGCCCCAGUACAUGCUGGAUUUCUUUGAGGGUAAUGAAGUGAAAGCUAUGCGAAGGUGGAUGGAAACUUUGCAGUGGCGUUGUGAAAUAGACGAUGAUGGUAUAUUCACACGUCCGAACACGGAUUUUUUUAAGAUCCAGCGACAUUUUCCAACUUCUAUUCACCUUCCUGACAAAGCAGGUCGUCUGACUUAUUGGAACAGGGUUGGAAAUUGGGAUUCCUCCGGAUUGGACGAAGAUGGUUUGACAAUCGAGCGGAUCAGGGAUGAUUACAUUUGGCAGACGUUGUUCACGUGGGACAUCUGGUUGAAGCGCGAUGACAGGCAACAUUUGACCAUCAUCAUGGACAUGGACGGGUUUCGCAUCUCCCAAAUUACUCCGAAGCUUUUGCGCAUUUUUUCGGCAUCCUUCAAUGCUGUUCAAGCACACAUGCCUGAUCGAGAGCAUUUAGUCCUUGUCGUGAAUGCACCUGAUUGGUGGAGGACAGUUUGGUCAAUUUUCCGCCCUUUCUUGGCGAAGAAGCAGCAGGAAAGACUCCGGGUUUGCGUUGGGAAAGAUGAGUCCGUCGAGACACUUCGAGAGUUCAUUGAUGUGAAGAAUCUGCCAGAAGCUUAUGGCGGUUCCGGGAUCGAACUUGGUUCUGCACCUGCAAAUCUGCAAAGACAGAAGUAUGCUGCUGAAGGUGUUCAAGAGCAUCCUCUAGAUCAACUUAUGCCAUUCGGUCGUGUGGGACAAGUCGUAAAGGACGUAGUUCUUGGUGGCAAUGAGCUGCACGCUCAGCGCUGGCUUGUGACGCAAGAUGGCGUUCCGACUGGAGUACCCAGAUUGCAGCAGAAAAUUGUGAAGUGGGAACAUCAACCUGGUCACAAGCCCUUCACGAGCUACAAGCUUCCCAAAUGGGUGAAGCAUCCCGAUGCCCAAAAAGCCGCAAUGUUUCUGCAGCCGGAGGACUACAUGGGCUCCAAGAGAAGACACAACAUCCACUCCUGGAACGUGGCCCACAUCGGUGCGCAAUGCGCGAUGUUUGAGGGCCAGGGAUUCAAGAUGCUCGCGAAGGCCACGAGCGAGGAGAUCAAUGCACCGGACACUUUGGAGGGGUUUACGCCACUUCACUGGGCCGUGUUGUCGGACAACCCCAAGGCUGUGAUUUGGCUGCUGAAGAACGGAGCAGACAAGGACGCCAAAGAUGCGCAGGGAAGGACUGCUGAAGAUCUGAUCGAGGAUUUUUGGGGUGACUUUCACCAACGAUAUUGGGGACACUUUCCCAAGCAAGAUGGCCUUCCGCAGGUUGACAAGGUGUUUCCGAAGAGGAUAAAGCAAAUGAAGGAUGCGUUCAAGCUGACGUUUGCAGCCACGGACUCGGACCUUGACGGGUACAAGAAUGUUGACGUCUAA